AUGAAAGAGGUAGACAAUCACUUUCAUACAGUAUCGAUUCAUCUGUUCAUCGAUCAAUGUCAGAUCAAAUCUCUCUCUCUCUCUCUAAAUGAUGAAGAAUAUCUAUCUAUCUAUCUAUCUAUGAUUUAUCUAUCUAUCUAUCUAUCUAUCCCAGUCCCUUUCUCUUUCUCUUUUUUUUUUUAUGAUUGUCUAUCUAUCUAUCUAUCUAUCUUUAAAUCUAUCUAUCUAUCUAUAUUUAACCAUCUAAAUAGAGUAUCGCAUAUUUCUUUUCUUUUUAUCAUUAUCUAUCUAUCUAUCUAUCUCAGACUGUUUCUAUCUAUCUAUCUGUAUAUCAAUCUAUCUGUCUAUCUAUCUAUCUAUCUAUGUAAUGACCAUAACCCCCACCAACAUCCCUGCCACCGCACCAAGAAUGGAUAUUACCUGUGGAGAUGGCCUCCUGGGGCACUAUCCCCACCGCACCUCGCCCCGGAUGGUGCUGGACAUGUCCGAAAGGAAGGGUGUGUUUUGAAUUCAUAUGAAGUUAACUUAUCCCUUUUUAAUCUUUUUUUUUUUCUUAAUCCAUUUUUCUUUUGUCCUCACCGUUUUUGCCCUUUUUUCAUAACUCCUCCUCAUUUUCUACCGUUUUCGUCUUUUUUAAUGAUUUUUUUAUUUUUUCCAUUUUCUCGUUUGUUUUUCUUUCUUUCCCCUCCUUCUUUGAAGUGUUUUGCUAUUGCUUUUCUAUUUUUCCUUCAUGCUAUCUUCCUUUCUUCCCAUCACAUCUUUCUUUCUUUCGUACUUUCUUUCUUUCUUUCUUUAGUUUUUGUCCUCAUUGUUUUUCAAAAACGUUUUCCCCUCUUUCUUUCUUUAAAUUAUUCUUUCCUUCGUUUUUUUCUUUCUUUUCAUUUUCUUUCUUUCUUUAAAUUGUUCUCCCUUUAUUUUCCUUUCUUUCUUUCUUUCUUUCUUUCUUCAUUUUUUUAUUCUUUCUUUCUUCUUUCUUUCGUUUUUCUUUUCAUUUUCAUUUUCUUUAUUUCUUUAAAUUAUAACCUCUUUUCUUUCUUUCUUUCUUUCUUUCUUUAUUUUUUGUCCUCAUUGUGUUUCAGAAACGUUUUCCUUCCUUCCUUCCUUCCUUCCUUCUUUUCAGUUAUUCGUUCUUUUUUCUUUAUUCCUUUUUCUUUCCUUUCAUUUUGUUCGUUUUUUUUAUUAUUCCUUCUUUUCCAUCUUUCUUUCUUAUCCAUCUUUCUUUCUUUCUUUAAUCUCAUAAGCUGA
Molecule: messenger RNA, 1245 nt
Organism: Acanthosepion pharaonis
Lineage: Eukaryota; Metazoa; Mollusca; Cephalopoda; Sepiida; Sepiidae
Source: the annotation of a GenBank genome assembly